AUGAGUAACAUUGCCAUGCGUGUUGUGUGGGGCUGUUGCAAAAACUAUAGAGGUCAGCUCACAGCUAUUCCUUCACAUCAAGAGAUUCAUGAUACUCUUAAGAGCAUGGAAAACAGGAGUGCACUAGGUCCAGAAGAUUACAUGCCAAUUGGGCUAUGUAAUACCUCAUAUAAGAUUAUAUCAAAGCUCAUUGUUCAAAGACUCAAGCCAUUAAUGGAGAAAAUCAUCUCUCCUUAUCAAGCAACAUAUGUCUCUGGGAGGCUUAUAAGUGACAAUACUGUCAUAGCCCAAGAAAUAAUACACUCUAUGAAAAAGAAAAGAGGGCAAAUAGGAUGGAUGGCUCUAAAGUUGGACAUGUCUAAAGCCUUUGACAGACUUGAAUGGGAUUUCUUGAUUAAGGUUCUCAGACAUCUCUCCAAUGCUCAGCAUAAUAACUCCAUUAAAGGCAUUAAAGUGGAUGCUAGUUCUCCAGCCAUUAAUCAUCUACUCUUUGCAAAUGACUGCUUUAUUUUCACUCAAGCAACUGUUACUUCAGCUAAUAAUCUUUUGGAUCUUCUCCACAACUUCAACACACAGUCAGGUCAGGUGAUAAACUUUGAUAAGUCUUCCAUACGUUUCAGCAAGAAAACUAAUCCUGAAUUGGUUGAUACAAUCACUCAGCUAAUGGGUGUCAAGCAUAUGAGUUCUAAAGAAAAAUAUCUUGGUUCUCCACUGCUUCUGGGUCAUUCAAAGCAAGAGGAUUUUAAAUCAAUUGAAGACAAUUUCUUGAGUAGCUACUCCUCUUGGUCCUCUACUUCUCUUACUCAAGCUGGAAGGUCCACCAUGAUCAAACAUGUUCUCAACUCAGUACCAAUUUAUCAAAUGGGUACUUAUAAAUUACGUUCACAGCUAAUAAACAAGUUAACCACUAUCCAAAGAAGGUUUUUCUGGGGGCAUAAUUCUAAUAGGGGUUCCAAUCCUUUGGGUUGGCACAAAGUUUGUAUACCUAAAGAAUUAGGUGGUUUAGCCUUUAGGGAUCUUGAGAAGCUAAAUUUGGCUCUCCUUACUAAGCUGGCAUGGAGAUUGUAUAAUGAAAAUGAUUCUCUUUGGACUAACAUCAUGAGAAGCAAAUACUUUAAAAAUGGAGACAUUCUACAUCAAGAGUUGAAGGCUGGUAAUGGUUCUUAUACUUGGAAUGGAAUUGUCAAAGGAAUUCAGGUGGUAAAACAAAAUUACUUCACGGAAGUUGAUAAUGGUAAAAAAACCAAAAUCUGGCUGGACAGAUGGAUUCCAGGCAUGAUUUUUCCUCCUGUUCCAAUCAAUGACUUAUUCAGAUUUUAUCAGAAUGUUGAAGAACUUAUACUUCCUGAAACUAAUAUAUGGAAUGAUGACUUGCUCCAUAAACUCUUUGAUAACAACACUGUUCAGAAAAUUUUAAGUAUCAUUCUUGAUACUUCAAAAGAAGACACAAUGCUUUGGAUGCCAGCUAGAGAUGGUAAGUUUUCUGUGAAGAGUACAUACAAGCAUCUUACCUUGACCACUUCAGUUGUUCAGGUUAAUGGCAGAAAUAUUGAAAACAAAAUAUGGGGAUUAUUGUGGAAAACAAAUACUGCUCACAGAAUUAAACUGUUUUCCUGGAAGUGUAUCAGAGACCUGCAUAACACCAGAUAUAAGUUAUCCACUUAUAAUGAGAACAUUGCUCCUCAUUGUGUUAUCUGUGGAGGGGGGGAAGAAACAAUAGAACACCUGUUCUUUGAAUGUGACUAUGCCAAGAAGAUCUGGAGGCUUUUAAGUGUGAAUAUUGACACAGUUCACAGUACUCAUCAUUAUGUGUCAGAGUGUGAUGCAAUUUUUCAGGGAGUAUCUCUCAACUCUGUUAGCUCCAUACAUAAAAUAACUUAUCAUAUGCAUUCUCAUUUUCAUGAACCUCUAAGCAAUAACAUUACUCUGAAUAUCAGCAUGAUCUCUCAAUGGAAACCACCCUUACAUAAUAUUCUUAAGCUCAAUGUUGAUGCCUCAUUUUGUCAUACUACUAAAACACUUGGAACUGGUGUUGUUUUGCGCACAGGUACAGGAAGCUGUGAAGGAGUUAAAGGAAGCUUCUCAAAUGGAGUUCUGAGUCCAGAAGCUAGGGAAUGCAUGGCCAUACGUGAAGCUUUAACUUGGGCAAAUGACAGGAGGCUUUUGAAGAUUCACAUAGAGGCUUAUGCAUAG
Papaver somniferum (opium poppy) is the source of this 2193-nucleotide messenger RNA. RefSeq lists its product as uncharacterized. The transcript has 4 exons. Lineage: Eukaryota; Viridiplantae; Streptophyta; Magnoliopsida; Ranunculales; Papaveraceae. The coding region runs from base 1 to 2193 and encodes 730 amino acids. The record is from RefSeq and is a predicted model, not a curated record.